CUCCCCUCCCCCAACUAGAAAGCGAGUAUCGCAGAGAAGACGAGGCAACAUGGCUCCCGGAGGUGGAAGGCAGAAGCUUCACCCGCUUUGAAGCAGUGAAGAAGAGCAGCGGAGGGCAACGGGAAAAAGAGAAGUGACUAGGAAUUGUCGUCGCUUUUACCUCCCCAGCCUCUUCUGAGUCUGGUCAGCCUCACCUCUGCUCUUCACCCGCGCCCAGUCUCCUCCCCUCCCCGCCCACGUCCCCUCGCCCCUCCCGUCGCCAACCCUUUCCCCGCCCCCCUCCCCCAUACCCCCCCGCGAAGUGCGCACGCGCCCGCCUCCAGCUUCGCGCGGGGAUCGCCGCCUGGCCCGCUUGCGCAGCCGCUGUUCCUUCUGCUCACGGAGGAAGCAUGGGCGUCCAGGGCUUCCAAGAGUUCCUGGAGAAGCGCUGUCCCGGGGCCGUGGUGCCCGUGGACCUCCUCAAACUCGCGCGCACCGUCUCGCGCCAGCAGCAGCAGCAGCAACAGCAGCAGCAGCAGCACCUGCACCGCCAGCUGCCACCAGCAGCCCUAGCGCCCGGGGCUCCACGCAUCACCAGGGGCUCUGCUCCUCUGCCGCCGCCGCUCCCGCCCGCCGCCUUUGGCGCUUACUCCGGGGGCGCGGGGCCGACUCGGCACCAUCACCCUGCUCACCAUUUCCACCAUCACGGCCAAGCGCCGCCAGGGCUGCAUCCGCCGCCGCCCCCUCCGCUGCCUGGGGCUCGGGUAUUGGUAGAUGCGGGCUCGGCGCUGCCGCGGCUCUAUGGUGGCUACCAGACGGAUUGGGUUUGUGGCGGCCAGUGGAAUGCCAUGCUGGGCUACUUGUCAGCGCUGUGCCAGGCUUGUUCCUAUCCGGGCGGCGACGGCCUGGAGCUGGUGGUCAUGUUCCCUGGGGGCCUGGGGAAAGACCGACUGGCCGAAUGGGGCCGUCGGUGCCAGGCGGAGCGGCAGACUGCGCAACUGAUCGUGGGACACGUGGGCAACAAGGGCACCCCUCCACCGCGGGCCUGGUUCCUGCCACCUGCCUGCCUGAGCCACUGCGUGAGGCUAGCACUCAUCCGCUUCCGGGUCAAGGUCUUUCAGAGCCUGGAAGACCACCAUUUGGAAGUGGUGGCUUUUUUCAGAGAAAAUGGCUUUCAUGGUCUUCUUGCUCAUGACUCGGAAUAUGCGCUCUACAAUAUUCCAUCUUACUACAGUUCCCAUGCACUGAAGCUAAGCUGGAAUGGGAAGAACCUCACAACCAACCAGUUCCUGAUGCAGGAAGUGGCCAAGCAGCUCGGUUUGAAGCGAAUAAAUUUCCCCAUAUUUGCUGCACUGCUUGGUAACCACAUUCUACCCGAUGAAGACUUGGCUGCUUUUCACUGGAGCCUUUUGGGACCAGAACAUCCUCUUGCAUCACUUAAGGUCCGAGCUCAUCAGUUGGUUCUUCCACCCUGUGAUGUCGUGAUCAAGGCUGUUUCUGAGUAUGUUAGCGCCAUCAAAGACCCCUCAAAUCUGGAUGUGGUUGGGAAGGAUGUUUUCAAACAGUCUCAGUCUAGGACAGAAGACAAAAUAGAACGAUUCAAGAAAGCAGUUGAGUACUAUUCAGUCACAACCAAAAUCUCUUCACUGCCAGUGGGUCCUUCCUUUCUAGGCUUUCGAAAUAAUCGGCUUGGAAAUCCUCCUCUUCCACGGAAUCAAAUGGGCCCUAUUUCUACUGGAAAGCCAGUGUUUUCUCGCCAGGUGCCCCAGAAAGUGAAAUAUCCUCCGCCAUUUCCAGUGGGACCCAACUCGCCUCUUCUCUUCCCUCAUGGUGUGGGGGAACCCCACGCUUUUCCUGAGGAUCCCAUGCUACAGGACAGUUCCUUUAACAACUGGGCUGUUUCUUAUGACUCUUCAGCACCCCAGUUUCCUAACUGCCUGCCUUCCAAAACUUCACCUCCUUUGGGACCAGAUUCUUCCCACUCCUCUUCCUCUGAUGCUGAUGAGGCAAAUGGAGCCGGUUCUGAUCACAUCCCAGAAGCACUUCCGCAACAGCCUGGAUGGGAAGAUUCCAGUGGUGACAGAGGGUCUUGGGUACAGCCUGCUGAUGCUGGAGUUUCAGAACCUAGCAUAAGUGAUAGCGAACCUCACAUCCCAUCUCUGUUAUCUAUGUCUACAAGGAACCACAUGGACAUCACCAUUCCACCUUUACCUCCAGUAGCUCCAGAAGUCUUGAGAGUUGCUGAACACAGACACCGAAGGGGUCUUAUGUAUCCGUACAUUUACCAUGUCCUUACUAAGGGUGAGAUUAAAAUCCCCGUAUGUAUUGAGGAUGAAUGUAACAUGGAGCUGCCUCCAGCUGCUCUCCUGUUCCGGUCAGCUCGCCAAUAUGUAUAUGGAGUUCUCUUUAGCCUAGCAGAGACACAGCGGAAAAUGGAACGUCUGGCCAUACGGCGGCGGUUACCCCUGGAAGUUCCUCCUGUGAUUCUUAAGGAAUGGUCCGCCUAUAAAGGGAAAUCACCUCAAACCCCUGAGCUGGUGUCUGCACUCACAUUUCGGGAAUGGACUUGCCCAAACCUCAAGAAGCUCUGGUUAGGCAAAGCAGUUGAGGACAAGAACAGGAGGAUGCGGGCUUUCCUGGCCUGUAUGAAGUCAGACACGCCCAGUAUGCUCAAUCCAGCCAAUGUUCCCACACACCUGCUGCUCAUGUGUUGUGUACUCCGAUACAUGGUUCAGUGGCCUGGUGGCCGAAUCCUGCAUCGCCAUGAACUUGACACCUUCCUUGCACAGGCUGUGUCUACCCAGCUUUAUGAACCAGAACAGCUUCAAGAACUCAAGAUUGAGAAACUGGAUGCUCGUGGGAUCCAGCUUGCUGCCCUGUUCAUGAGUGGGGUCGACACAGCUCUGUUUGCUAAUGACGCAUGUGGCCAGCCAGUCCCUUGGGAGCACUGCUGCCCCUGGAUUUACUUUGAUGGCAAGCUGUUCCAGAGCAAGCUCAUUAAAGCGGGCCGAGAGCGAGUGUCCCUGAUUGAACUCUGCGAUGGCCAGGCUGACCUGGCAAGCAAGGUGGAAAAGAUGAGGCAGAGUAUCCUUGAAGGCGUCAACAUGAAUCAUCCACCACCUUCUGCUCUACUUCCGUCACCUACAUUUGUGCCUCCCAUGAUGCCCCCCCUCUACCCUGUUUCUCUUUAUUCCAGAGCUAUGGGCUCAUUUCCACCUCCCCCUCAAGCAAGGAGUCGGGGCUUUUCAGGUCUCCAUCCAAUCCCACCCCAAGGAGGAAAACUGGAAAUUGCUGGGAUGGUGGUGGGCCAGUGGGCUGGCAGCAGAUCUUCUAGAAGUCGAGGAUCCUUUGGCAUGCAAGUGGUUUCUGUCGGUGGGCCAGGAAAGGGGCAUGGAAAAGAACAGACUGGUAGAGGAUCCAAAGGUCACAAAAAAGGAAAUAAACAAGGCUCUUCAGAUGGAAUUUCUAAAUCCGUGGAGCUUCAUCAAGGUCGGGCCCGCUCCCAGGUGAAUGGAAACAAUAGCACAUUGAUUAUGGAAGAGAAGAGUGAUCAUCUUCCAGCUCCAUCACAAUGUGCCUUAUCUAAAGACAGUAACGUGUGUAAUAAUGAUGACCACUGCCUCCCCGUGAAGAAUGGAGAGAAGAGCCAGGUGCAAGAGCAAGAGAAAGAGCAAGAAAAAGAGCAAGAGCAAGAGAAAGAGACUGUGGCCCAAGAGAAAGAGGAAUGACAAACUGAAGAUAGCUUCACUUGUCAGGAAGAGGAGAAAACUAUACUUUUCUGAUUCUAGGCCCAAGUUAGAGGAGGAUAUAAAUGUUUCCCCUAGGUUUAUCCAGGAUUUUAAGGGGAUACACAUUUAUUGUGUCCAUCUUUCCUUCCCUAUCUUCUCUGGCUCCAGACUUAGAACCUUGGAGAUUUCUGGCUAAAGAUUAAUAGCAGCAACACUAAACUCAGAUUCUCAAAUACAUAGCACCAACAUUUUCCUUCUAUUUCCUGGAAGUCUGGUGAGGCAGUAACUGUCAGGAAGCAGAUGUUAUCGUGUAAGUCCUAUGGAAAAGUUCUGGCUUUGGUUUUCUGAGUAUUUAAUAUAAUACUCAUUUAUAAAUGUCAAUGAAAAUAAGGGGUUUAAAGGUAAGCUAUCUAUGGCUUCCUCAUUUUUUUUUUUGUCUUUAAGGUAAUGGAACCUUGAUACCUAGAUACCUAGUCAGUGUCCUCCCUUCUCUUUCCCCCAACUAACCCACCCCAGGAUUUUGUGUACCACCUCUAGCUUUGGCCUGACAAUCAGAUAGGUAGAUGUUUUCAGGGAAGUAGACAGUGUUGGUUUGGGUUAUUUUAUUUAAUUUUUUUAUUUUAUACACUUAAAAAAAACUACAAUGGCCUUUGUACUGGGAGAUUCAAGUGAGUCAGAAAAGUACUGGGCAGAUUUUUCCUGCCUCCCAACCAGUGCAUUGUUUAUAAAGUAGAAGAUAUGGUGCAGUUCACCCACUAUCUGCUGCCCACACUCUAAAAGGGUGGGAAUCAAUGUUAUGAAACUGAGUACAAAAGGGACUCAAAAGACUCUAUGUGUGUGUACAUGUGUAUAGGCGUGUGUGUGGGUGUAUAUAUGAACAUGUGUAUCUAUAUGCAUACACAUACCCUUUAUAUAAGAGACAGAUCUAUUUAUCUAUACAUAUUUUAUAUAUAUAAAUGUGUGUAUACAGAUAUAUAUAUACACAUACAUACAUGGUAAAGUUCCAAAAGAUUUACUGAAUUUCCCAGAAAUGCUUCCACUGCUAUGGAAUGGUGGGUUUCAAAAGACCAUACUUCAAAUCUGAAAUCCUUGCUAAGUCACAGCCUAUCACAAUUCUGAGAAGAUAGGCUACUCUAAAUCAGACACAAAGUACUUUCCAGAGAUUGCCUGUUCAGAACAACAAAUACUUCACUUUGAACAGAGCCCUCACAUCCCAUAUGCUAAGAACAGGAGGUUGAAAUGGGAUUGGGAAGAGUUGUACAUUUUUAUGAAGGUUUGGAGAUAGAAAGGGAUAGGAAGUGAUUACCAUUUGAAAGGGCUUUCAGCCAAUUUGAAAGAUAUUUCUUGUGGAACUCCAGGAUCAAAUUGGCUUCAGCAAGAAUUGAUUGACAUGACUCUAAGGAGGGAAAAUUAGCACUGGAAUGAUGGGGUGGGGAGAUGUGAGGAAAUUGGACAAUUUGAUUUUACAUGCGUAGAUUGUUUCAUUUAUUCAUUGACAUUUUAACUACAGGAUCUUUUCAUUUGCUUUGCAAGGAAGAUGUCAGAGAACUUGGCCUGGGAUUUGAGAGGUAUUCUUUAGAAGAUUCUCAGUCCCUGUGGGGCCAAGGUCUGCCCAGGAUAAAAAAAAAAAAAGGUUCUUCCUCCUUGCUGGAGAUAAUCUUAAGAAAACCUUGAUUUCCAGCUUCCCUCAUUUUGGGCAGCCAAAAUGCAAGGGAUGGAAACAUGGCUUAUAACAAACUAGUAGUAUAUCUUCAUUCGGGAAUUGAGGCUUCUAGCCACACACAGCUCCUUUUGGACUUUGAUAUUCUUGCCCAAGAAAUAUCAUUUCUACAAGAAUAUAACUGACUAGACUCCUAGCAGGAUUCUCUCUUUUGGGG
Microtus ochrogaster (prairie vole) is the source of this 5584-nucleotide messenger RNA. It is a transcript of the gene Fam120c, whose product is annotated as family with sequence similarity 120 member C. Gene Ontology annotation, cellular component: nucleus. The record is from RefSeq and is a predicted model, not a curated record. Lineage: Eukaryota; Metazoa; Chordata; Mammalia; Rodentia; Cricetidae.